CUCUUAUACUAAUGGAUAUCAACAAAGAAGGUUCAAAUAAGGCUUGUGCUUCUUGCAAAUACCAAAGAAGAAAGUGUACUAAAGAAUGUCCUUUAGCUCCUUAUUUUCCAAUUAAUAAAUCAAAAAGCUUCAUCAACGUUCAUCGUUUGUUUGGAGUUUGCUACAUUUUAAAAUUGUUAAAUCGCAUCGAUGAUGAUAAAAAAGAUGAGGCAAUGACAUCAAUAAUUUUUGAAUCAAACAUUCGUGCUAAAUUCCCAAUUCAUGGAUGUGUCGGUGUUAUUAAUAUCCUUCAAGAAGAAGUAAUGAAAACUAACUGCGGUGAUGUGGAUGCACCAAGUGCAACUGAGGAAUUUAAUGCACAACAUCCAUUGAAUAUGCAACAAGAUGCACCUAAAUCCAGUUUGGGAUUAACUGAUCAAGACCUUUGAUAAAAAAGUUGUGGGCAUGGAGACAAGUGUUUCAUCUUAAACCACGGUAAAAUUUGAUUUGCUUUUUAUGUUCAUGUUGACAUUUAAAAUUCAAUGUUCAUGUUGAAUUUAGUUAUUUAAAUUGAUGGUAACACAU
Molecule: messenger RNA, 564 nt
Organism: Cicer arietinum (chickpea)
Lineage: Eukaryota; Viridiplantae; Streptophyta; Magnoliopsida; Fabales; Fabaceae
Product: LOB domain-containing protein 27-like
Source: RefSeq, a predicted model, not a curated record